ACCCCUGAAUUCCAAACCCCACAUUUCCUACCUUCCAUUUAUUCCCUAGACAGGGGGCAAGCCUUCUGCACCCCCCUCCCCCCUCGUAUUAGCACUUCAUGCCAAAUUACACGGCAUUAAGAACUCUGACUGUGUGGAUAUACUGGAUCCAAACAAUGAAGAAAACACUAUAAAAGAAGAUUGCUAUAUUCAAGAUGGAUCAGUGAAGAAAUAAAGCAUUGGGAAAUAAGAAUUACCAUAUCAUGAGACCUGCAAAGUUGCUCAGAGCAGACAAGUAAAACAUUAGGCAUUCAAGAAUAAGUCGGCAAAAUGGCGGCUACUUGCAUAAUGAAGCAAGUGGAGGAGAGGCAUGUUGCAACAGAAAUAAUCAAGUGUGUUUGGUCUCCCAAGAUGGAUUUAGUUGCAAUUGCAAAUAGUCAAGCUCAGGUGUCAAUGCAUCGACUCUACUGGCAACGGGUCUGGAUCAUCAACUCUCCCGGGGAAAAUGUGAAAGUUAAAGGUUUGGCAUGGAGACCUGACAACAAAGUCCUUGCAAUUGGGUAUUCUUCAGGGGAAGUGGUUCUGGUUGACAUAGAAGACAGCAGUCCUGUUCAUAAGUUGAAUGUGAAUGCUGAAGUAACAGCGCUGAACUGGGCUCUCCAUGUUCCUGAAGAGACAGCUGAGAAGAAAACAGUCUUUGAGGAUACGUCAGAAACUUUCUUGCCUCCUCUGCCGUCUCUUUCAAAGACCUACUCAGUUACAAAUGGGGGAGAACGUGAAGAGGGGCGCCAAGAAGGACGUCUUCUACAUGAUCAGAAUGCGUUGACAUUACUUACAGUUGCCACCUCAGCAGGUUCUGUGCACAUGUAUGCCUUUGGUCUGUUUCAUUGUGCAACUGUAGACCUUGGAGAGACAGUUCCAGGAGCUGGUCAAGUCUUAGAUGCAACGCCUUCGCAUGAUUUACACCUUUUGAGCUGUCUGCUGGAACGUACAGUACAGGGAGAACGAGAAGUUGUUCAUGUUACGGUUGAAACUAUGAUUUUAGCUUGUCGACAUCAGGAAUUACAUGCCCUUGCUUAUCGGUUUGGGCAGAUAUAUGGACUUAUGACUUACGCAUCACAUACUCUCACCCUUCUGGCCGAAGCUUGGGAAAGUAUUUUAUUAGAAUUAGAUGCUAAGCUCGCAACAUAUGCAAGCACUGUAUCAGAAGGAGGCGUGUCAGCUGACUUUUUAGAUCUGUUGGUGUUCGGGUUCUCAUCUCCAGAAUUCGAUAUGUUCCUUUCAAACCAACUCACAGAGAAAGGACUUAAGAAACUGGGCCAUUCCAUUGAGCUGAGUUAUUCAAACAUCCAAAAGCUAGUUUUGCAUAAUGUGCAAGCUGUAGGCCAGGCACUUGUGUACCAGUUAAGUGCACUUGUGGGGUUAGCACGUCACCAUGACCGUUUUGGAAUGUUAGGAGUCGAAGAAAGUGUUGUUACAAAUGCGGUAAGGGAAGCAGGUGCAUUUGUUCUUAAGGCUGUAGAACUACAGCAAGUCAUUGAUGGAGCCAUGAGCACAUUCAAGGCCUUCCUCAGGUGGCUCUAUGUUGUUGUCCAACGAGUCAGAGGGGAAGCAGUGCCAGACGAGAUGAGCAGGAUGACACAACAAGAUUUAACAUACAUCACAGAGUUUCUUCAUGAUAGUCUGGAGGAUACAGCAACUGGGCCAGAUGGUGAAAAACGAACUAGGUUUCGACUUGAACGUGUUGGACAGUACCUGAAGGAUGAACCACUCUCAUGUCCCCCAGAAUCUAAUAGUAAUCCCUGGGAGAUUUUCCUAGCUGAGCAUCCUGCUGUGGCAGAGCACUCUUUAAUUUUCCCACACCAUCAUGAAAGAUCUCUUCUCCAAGAACACAAAAGUCUUGCACGUGUUUUAGAUAACAUGGCUGGACAUCCAGCACAGGUUAUUAGUGGGGCAGUAAACAUUGUAUCUUGGGUACCCAUUAUAGCUGUAGCUCCAUCAGGACCAGUAACUGUUAGUCAGAUAAGUUGUCCAAGGGAUAAUGCCAUGUAUACUGUCCUAUUACCUGGCUCCAAACAAAAUGUCUUGUACCUAGCUCGAUGGUCCACAAGUGCUGAUCGAUUAGCCCAAGCUGGAGAUGCUCCAGGCCCUGCACAUCAUGUAGAGGCUGCUCCUUUUGUGUUUUCACGUCUUGAGGGACCUCGAGGGUGCUCCAUGGAGCAGCCUAGCACACCAACACCUUUAUUGCAACUGAUUGGAGCACAGUUUUACACUGAGGAAACAUUGUCAGUUUUGGCACAAGAUCCUUCAGAUCCAAGGUCUUCCUUCUUCAUACAGUUAUGGAUGGUAGCAGCCUGUGCAGAACUGAGACCUCUUGCUGUGUACGGUGAACAACUCCUGGCAGAUGUUGGUAUCACUCCAAGAGAUGCUGGCACCUUAGUUGAUGCUAGUGGUUACCGUCGUCUGGAAGGUGGACCCCUCUCGGCUUUAGCUGUUUCUGGAUCCCGAAAACUUGCUCUUUUACUCUCUGAGAAUAGAAGACGAGUAAGGCUGUUUGAGAUGGAAGUGGAUGAGGAUGACGAAGAUGAGGAUGAGGAAGAUACUGCCCAACAUGAAUCAAUCAUGAAUGCCUCAGGUGCUUCAGAUGACCCUGUGGAUGGUAUGUAAUCUUGGUAUGGAUUACAAUAAACAAUUAUAUGGA
Molecule: messenger RNA, 2680 nt
Organism: Penaeus chinensis
Lineage: Eukaryota; Metazoa; Arthropoda; Malacostraca; Decapoda; Penaeidae
Gene: APC4
Product: anaphase-promoting complex subunit 4-like
Exons: 5
Coding region: 310-2646 (778 amino acids)
Biological process (GO): protein K11-linked ubiquitination; anaphase-promoting complex-dependent catabolic process; positive regulation of mitotic metaphase/anaphase transition
Cellular component (GO): anaphase-promoting complex; nuclear periphery
Molecular function (GO): protein binding
Source: RefSeq, a predicted model, not a curated record